UUCCUCUUUCUGGAGGAAUGACCUAGACCCGGAAGUAGUUUCCUGCCGUUACUUUCUAGACAGAAAAAAUGUCUAAACAGAUCGUCACAGGCAUUUCUGAGACUGGAGAAGGAACAGGAGCCUGUCCAUUCUAUUCAGAACCAACCAGUAUGAUCUACAUGUCUACAGCACAACCAGUGGAGGACAUGGAAGUGGAUGAUCCCUACUCCUGCUCUGUAGCCAAAUCUAAAACUGGCAUUCCUGAGACUGGAGAAGGAACGGGAACCUGGCCUUUCAGUUUGAGCUGUAUGGACCCAAGACAGCCAGGGGAGGGCAUGAAAGUGGACGAUCUCUACUCCUGCUCUGUAGCCGAAUCUGAGCCUGAUGUGGUUGGUCUUUUUCCAACCCCUUGGAGAGAAGUGUCCUGGACUGAUACGUUACUGGAAACUGGGCUACUGUUGGACAAAGGAGGAGGAGAAGGAGAGGAGGAAGACGUCUACAGAGACAGCAGGGAAAGCAGAAGUGGAGGAAAGGGGAAAAGGCGACUGCAGUUGCUGAUAGAAAAUCCCUUUCCUUACAUCAAAAGUGGAGGCCCUGCUGAAUUAUGCCAGUUUACCAAUACAUGUGUGGUAGACUCAUUGCUAGCUGCUCUCCAUACAACAUCCAUCAUAUCUUCUGAUUUAAAAGAUCUUUUUAAUAAAAAUACAUUUUUUAAACAGGUCAUGUCUCUGUUAAACAACAAAUUUUACAUUAAGGCUCGAAAGGUUUUUGUAGAAGAGCUGAAUCCUGGUAAAUGUAACCUUUAUGGCAACGUCAGUGAUUAUUUCCCUCUCCUUCAUAAACUGGUUUACUCCGAUCAGAAACAUCUCCCAAAUAACAGUUCCAUCUACAACACAAUACUCAGACCACUUAAGAAUAGGAUUGAAGUGAUAGUUUUAGGGGAGACGUCUGAUCCAGCUCUAUUUCUAGUCCAUGCAGUCCAGGGGAUUCUGAAUACUGAGCUGCCAAGAGAUGUUAUGGAUGAGAAGAACAGGAUCUUCUUGCUACAGUUUUUAUUAAUCGGGAAAGAUGAACACAUGACCAUGUGCUUUCACUCAUCUGAAACCACGUGGUGUUUAUACGACAAUGAUCCAACAAAGCCUUCGUUCCAUCCUUUUCUCCUGGAGAGUCUUCAAAACUUCAUUAUAUGUUUGGCCGGAUACAUCACCCAAGUGAAAGAAUAUAAACCUUGCAUUACCGAGUCUGGAGAAGACGUUGGAACUCGACCUUUCUAUUUAGAUACAAGCAGUUCCAGCUGUAUGGGUCCAGGACAGCAUGUGGAGGACUGGGAAAUGGAGGACUUGUGCUCUUGCUCUUUAGCUGUUCCUGAGUCUGGAGAAGCACCAAUCCACAGUGAAAUAGUCUACUCUUAAUCGCUUACUUUGUACAAAUAACUUGCAGGUGUAG
Silurus meridionalis is the source of this 1425-nucleotide messenger RNA. RefSeq lists its product as uncharacterized. The record is from RefSeq and is a predicted model, not a curated record. The transcript is spliced from 9 exons. NCBI's taxonomy places the organism in Eukaryota, Metazoa, Chordata, Actinopteri, Siluriformes, Siluridae. The coding region runs from base 69 to 1391 and encodes 440 amino acids.